Molecule: messenger RNA, 4001 nt
Organism: Manis pentadactyla (Chinese pangolin)
Lineage: Eukaryota; Metazoa; Chordata; Mammalia; Pholidota; Manidae
Gene: KCNIP3
Product: potassium voltage-gated channel interacting protein 3
Exons: 8
Coding region: 1475-2200 (241 amino acids)
Biological process (GO): regulation of potassium ion transmembrane transport; negative regulation of transcription by RNA polymerase II
Cellular component (GO): voltage-gated potassium channel complex; nucleus
Molecular function (GO): potassium channel regulator activity; calcium ion binding; RNA polymerase II cis-regulatory region sequence-specific DNA binding
Source: RefSeq, a predicted model, not a curated record
UUGUGGCAUGAAUGUCUGCGGGGGUAGCAGUGGUUCCAUAAAUGGAGGCUAACAUUGUUCAGGCCCUAAGUCCAAACAGGCUUGGAGCUGGGCUGUAUUUCCCUCUUUAAGACGCUGGAAGGGCUGAAGAACUUAGUGUUCCCGCCCUCUGAGUAGGGGGCUGGUGGGACCCGAGCGGCGCGCAGCGCCCGCUGGAGGGCAGCAGAGAGUCACGACUCCCGCCCUCGAAUCGCGGAGUUUGGGGGCUUUGGAACCGCCCGGACCCCGCCCUGCCACGCCCCUUCCUCGCCCCUUCUUAUUCCUUCCCGGGAAAGGCUUUCCUUUCUACGCUGAAUUAGCCCUCCCUCGCAGUGCCCGUCCGCAGCGCUUGGCCUCCGCUUAGCUCUUUCCCACAGCCGGAAAGGCAGGCAACAUCCCCUCUUCAGGGAGGAAGCUGCAAGUGCUCAACCCGACCAAGGUCAUGCAGCAAAGUCAGGUCUUGAACUCAGCUCCGUAGUCUAAUGCCAAAGCUCACGCUCCCUCCCAAAGCCUCGAGCGCACGCGUGUUUCCAGAACUGGAAAACUUUGGAUAUCAACUUCUCCAUUUUCAGCGGGGCCAGACCAGGGGCCAAGUUCAAUCACCUGCCGAGGCCUUAUGGUUGUGGGAAAUACCCAGGGUGAGAGGGCUUUCCGAUCCUGUGGAGGCUAGCUUCGCGAAGGCGGGCCGGGCAGGGAUAGGCGGUGGCCAGGCUCAGGACCACCCCUCCAGGGCAAUGGAGCCCCGACUCCGCGCAGAGUGAUGCCGCAGCUCCCUUCCCCUCGGGUCCCCGGCCCCCUCCCCAGCACUCGGCCCCCACCUUGCACGGGCGGUUCGGUGAAACCCUGGACUCGCACCACCUCCGGGGAGCUGGCCGGGUAGCAGCGGCUGGGCGCCAGACUCCGUCCGGGGGCUGGACCGUGCGGGGCGGGGCCGCCUCUCUCCUCCCCUUCCUGGGCUCGCGCGGGGGGGCCCGCCCGGGACGCCUCCGCGGGUGGUCGCCGCGCCUAGGCCAAUGAGCGCACGGGGAGUUGCGAUGGAGGCUGGGGCGGCCGGGAACGCCGGGGACCCCCGCCGCCGCUGCGCCCCCGCGCCCCCGCGCCAGCGGGGCUGGAGAGGGGGCGAAAGAGGCGCUGAGCCCGCGCCGGACAUGGAGGCGCCUCUGGCCCAAGCCGGCCGCCCGAGCUGCCCUCCUCGUCGCCGCACCUCGAAGUUUGCGGGCUGACUCGGAAAGUUGCGCUUGGGCUUGGCCUCCGCGCCGCGUCCCGCUCCGGGCCUGCCCAGCUCGCCGCCGCCACCCUCCGCCGGUCCCCGGGCCCGCCGACAGCCGCAGCCCCGCCUGCCGGGGGCAUGUGAGCCGCUGCCUCCCCAAGAGGCCGGGCGGGCUGCACGGCCCGGCGCCUCCCGAGGCAGCGCGCGGGCGAGGGGCACGCCCCGGCCCCAGGCAGCCCGGCCGCCAUGGGCAUCCAGGGCAUGGAGCUGUGCGCUAUGGCCGUGGUCGUGCUGCUGUUCAUCGCCGUCCUCAAGCAGUUCGGCAUCCUGGAGCCUAUGUCCAUGGAAGACAGCAGCGACAGUGAGCUGGAGCUGUCCACAGUGCGCCACCAGCCAGAGGGGCUGGACCAGCUGCAGGCACAGACCAGGUUCACCAGGAAGGAGCUUCAGUCCCUGUACAGGGGCUUCAAGAAUGAGUGUCCCACGGGCCUGGUGGAUGAAGACACCUUCAAACUCAUUUACUCGCAGUUCUUCCCCCAGGGAGAUGCCACCACCUACGCACACUUCCUCUUCAAUGCCUUCGAUGCAGACGGGAAUGGGGCCAUCCGCUUUGAGGACUUUGUGGUCGGCCUCUCUAUCCUCCUGCGAGGAACAGUGCACGAGAAGCUCAAGUGGGCCUUUAACCUCUAUGACAUUAACAAGGAUGGCUACAUCACCAAAGAGCCAAGCCCAUGCCAGCCCUCCGGCCCCCUCCAGGAGAUGCUGGCCAUCAUGAAAUCCAUCUAUGACAUGAUGGGCCGCCACACCUACCCCAUCCUGCGGGAGGAUGCGCCUCUGGAGCACGUGGAGAGGUUCUUCCAGAAAAUGGACCGGAAUCAGGAUGGGGUGGUGACCAUUGACGAAUUCCUGGAGACCUGUCAGAAGGACGAGAACAUCAUGAGCUCCAUGCAGCUGUUUGAGAAUGUCAUCUAGGACAUGUCGGGGGUGGGGGUUCUUGAGUGUUCAUUGCCACCUCUGCCCUCAGAGAAACUUCAGCCCUGCCCGGAGCAGCCUCCAUGAGAAACCUUUUUCUAAUAUAUUUGCAAAAAGUGAUCAAUUUGCUCCAGAUACACACCCACCCACACACACACACAGCCCAUUUUUCUGGGAUGGCAGAAGGGGGACGGAGGUCAGGGAGGGGCUGAGUCUGUCUGAGAGCCGGGCCCACGUGAGGAGAGCCGCAUACCCCAGCCCGGGCCAGCCCCCAGCCCAGGUCCGUGGGGCAUGGCUGUCUCUGGGGCGGGCAGCAGAAAAACAGCAUCUGCAGGCUGCUGGUUGCUGGGUAUUGCCAGGAAAGGGGUCAAGCUCCACAGAGGAGGGUCCAGUCUCCAAAGCAAAGGACCCUCCUGUGAGAGCCCCCCUGCCCCCUCCUUCCUGCUACCCUUCUGUCCCACCGCAUGUGGCCAGGUUCCAGGGGCUGCUCUUACCUUGUUCCCUGAAGGUUCCUGCCCACAACGACACUCCCAGAAUGCCCCUCACCUCAGGACACUGGAGGGGCAGCUGGGGGUCAAGGGAGUUGGGAUAAGACACAAGACUGCUCACCCCAACGUCAUCAUAGGUCCUGAGGUCACUUGGCUCAGGGCCUGGCUGCCAAGGAGCCCAAGGGGCAGAAUAGGCCUGGGAAGGGGCUUCUCCCUCCCUCCUUCCUGUCAGUCCAUCUCCUGGGCCCAGCAGCCUGGAUAAGUUCCCCAGCCCCCACCCCUCACUUCCAGGUCAGGGCCCUGAAGCAGUGUGGUUGCCCCUCCACACUAGCUCACCCCAACCCCAUCAAGAAGCACAAGCAUCCCCAGCAGCUCAGGCCACAGCCCACAAGGGGAGCCAGGACACUGCUUUUCCAAGACAAGGCCCUCCUAGUGGGCUGAGACUUGGAUCCCAGCAGUCCCAAUACAGGUGGCCCCAGGGCACACACAUCGGGGUCAGUUCUGUGCCUCAGAGCAGUGGGGGCUUGAAGCCCAGCCCAGCCCAGCCCAGCUCACCAACAUUCAAAAGCACAAACCCUGCUUGGCUGGGUUCUGCUUUGGGGAUGGAGGUGAUGUCAGCCAGAGCCAGUAAUGAGGGCUGAGGGCCCUGAAGCAGGGUGGCAGGUCAGCAGAAACCUCCGGGAGAGAGAGAGAGAGGCUGCUCCUGCCUGCCUAGGCCUCCCAGAGAAGGAACCCAGUCCCAGGCAGCACAGCCCUUCUGAGGACAUCCCCAUACCAUACAUUCCAUCAGCUGCCGCACCGUCCCUGCUCCCACCUGGCCCUAGGGCCAACAGGGCCUUCGAAGGAAUGGCCAGGUGGCAAAGGCCGUGGAGAUUGGCCUGGCUUGGCCUCAAGGACCCCUGGGCACCCCACACAGGUGGUCCUUCCCCUUGGAGUUGCACUGACACCCCAUCUCCAGUCUGACUGGGGGGUCCCUCUCCCCUCCUCUAGGAGGGCAUCAGCUUUCCCUGGCUCAGGGAUCUUUCCCCCAUCCCCUGACUCCAGACCAGCCCUCCCAGUUGGUGUAGCACUGCUUCUGAGGGGCCAAGGCGAAAGGAGAGGGUCACCACGAUGCUCCUGCCCCCCUUGGGCUCAGGCCAACGGGCUGCAUGUCCAACCAGGAGGGGUCUCUCCCAGCUUGGGGUGUGGACUGGCCGCAUGUCUGCAUGGCAGAAGUGUCUCCUGGGGCAUGGCCUGGGAGGGUGGUUCCUGUUCUCAGCGCCCACCAAUAUUCAGUCCUGUAUAUUUUAAUAAAAUAAAUUUGACAAAGGAAA